AUGCCUUUGAAAAUACGACCGAUGCGUUAUGCCCACCCUGAAGGGCACACUGACGUUUGUUAUUUCGACGGUGAAAGAGGUGGCCUAGUAACAUGCGGUGGAGAUGGAGACGUAAGAUUCUGGUUAGACCUGAUGGACGACGACCCGUCAGCUGUGUGUGUAGCCGAGCAAGCGACAGCUUGUGUGUCCAAAAAGAGUAAAAUAUACGUCGGGAAUGACAACAACUCCGUCCAGAUCCUGACACACCCGAAUCUAGACCGCGAGGGCAUUCUCACGCGAUUCACUGCGACAGUAUCAUCACUCAUCACAUCUCGAAAGAGUAAUUUAAUCGUUUCAGGAGCCUGCGACAUGCGCAUCCAGGUAACAAACAUCGAGACGAACAGCAGCGUCGAGCUGACCGGCCACGAGGCUCCGAUCCUCGGUCUGACCCUCGACCCCCUCGAAGAGUUCGUGUCUUCCUCCAGCGCCGACGGGUCUAUAAAAGUCUGGAGCAUAAAAGAAAAAAAAUCCGUUCACACCUGGAGCAACGUCGUCCCCAAGUGUAACUCUUUUUUCACCGCCAAGGCCCACUGUACUCCUUCAUUUAACGCCAAGGACGGUAGCUGGCUCGCGUAUCCUCACCAGAAAGACAUCGUCUUCGUCGAGAGGAACUCCUGGAGAGAAACGAACCGUUUUAAAUGUCCGAUACUUAAAACCGAGAUCAACAUUUGCAAAUCUUCCGAGUGCGGGACGAGAAUAGCAGCUUGCUCAAUCGUCGGCGAGAUCGUCGUCUGGAGUACGGAAAAUUCUUCAGUACUCGGCUAUGUGGAGCACUCGCAGUCCGCUAAAAUAACUUCCCUGGUUUGGAAUUUAAAGAAACCCUCGGAGCUUGCUUUUUGUGACAGCCUUGGCCAGCUGGGCUGCGUCGACGUAACUCUAGAGGACGGAGAAACUGCUUCUAUUGCUGGAACAGACCUGGACAAUGACAACGACGACAUCUACGCUGAAUUAGGUCUAGACAAAGAUGACGAUGAUGAUGAUGAUGAUGAUGAUAAUGAAAAUGUGAUAUCGCUGAACAAAAUCAAAGCUACCCUAGAUGACGACCAGAAGAGUGUCUCCAGUGUGUCUUCAGCAAGACCUUCAAAAGCAGUCGCUGAAGUAAACAUGCAGGAGCCGUUCCAGCCAGGAUCAACGCCAGUCCACUUACUAUCCCGCUUCAUGGUCUGGAACGACGUGGGGAUCGUCAAGUGCUAUACGAGUGAGGAUUCCGAGGACUCGAGCAUCGACGUUGAGUUCCAUGACGCUUCAGUCCACCACGGGAUGAACGUACGCAACUAUCUGAAGCACACAAUAGCUUCUCUGUCCUGUGAAGCUCUGGCGAUGAGCUGUCCGUCUAAUGAUGGGACUCCCAGUAAGUUGGUGGUAAUUUCUCUGCAAGGAUGGGGCUCCGGGAACAAAGAGUGGUCUGCGGACUUGCCGGAAGAUGAAGAGUCUGUUUGUGUCGCUGCUGGGAGCACUUUUGUUGCCUUGGCGACUUCUAAAGGAAAUCUGAGGCUCUUUUUAGUAAGUGGAGUCCAGAGAGAAAUUAUUGCACUGCCUGGACCCGUGAUAGCGAUGAACGCGGUAGGCAACCAGUUGGUAGUUGCUUGUCACAAGGCUUCUGGGUUCAAGGAUCAGUUCAUGUCGUUGCUCUGGAUCCAAGUUCGUGGCUCGGGUUUGAAGAGCAGGGAAAUAAAUUUGCCCUUGACUCCAGGCUCAGAGCUGAUGUGGUUGGGUUUGUCUGACGCUGCGUCUCCAGUGGUGAUGGAUGCUGAUGGAGUUAUCAGGAUAUUUAAUAAGCAGUCGAAUUUGUGGCGUGUUGCUGCUGAUACUGAUAAAUAUCAGAAGGGUAAAAUGGAUCAUUACUUUAUUGUGGGUGUUAGCGAGAGGGAGAAAUUGAUCAGGUGUAUACUGUGCAAGGGUAGUCGUUACCCGCCGACUACUCCCAGGCCUAAUGUCAUCGAGGUGGACUUGAAAGUGCCGCUCUGUGAUCCAGAUACGGAGAAAAGUAAAAAGGAGGCGAAUAUUUGGCAGAUUGGUGCUAAUCCCAGUGAAGAAACUACGGCUCUCUUUACGCUGAUUGCAUUUUUCUGUGAAGCUAAUACUGAGUUCCGGGUGGUGGAUUUGUGCCAGAAUUCUGCGGAGCUGAGUGUCAUUGAACUGGCGGUUAAGUACGCGACCAGGUCCGGUAAAAUGGCACUGGCUAAGAAGUUGCAGGCGAUUGCUGAGGAGAAGAAUAGAAAGCAGAUGGCUGGGAGAUAUGGAGAUGUCGUUGAGGAAGAGGAAGAUAUUUUUGCGGGUAUGGAUGAGACUGGAGCAAAAGAUACUCAGGAAGAUAUUAUUCUUACGCCGAUUUCCAGGCCGACUCAGGACAUUGUCAUUCGUCCUUCUCCGUUUAGUUUGAAGAAGAAAAAUCCCUUUUUGAAGAAAACUAACUCCCCGGGAGUCAAAGGGCUGGAUGGGUUGAAUAGUUUGCCGGAAAAAGCUCCUAAGACACCUGUUACUCCGGUGGUUAAAACAGCAAAGAAAAGUUUGGGGAAGAAGGAAAGUUUUGUUAAGUGGUAUGAGAGGAAUAAGGCUGAUUUAGAGCAGGAGUUUCCUAAUUUAAGUGGCGCCGAGUUGUCCAAGGUUGGACUCAAGAGGUACAAAGAAGAAAAUGACUCGCAGUCUACUAAUGGGAUUGAAGAUAGUGAUAGUAAAAAAAGAAAAUUGUCGAGUCCUGAAAAUGAUAGCCAGGCGAAGAAAUCGACUGUUGCGAUUUCUCUCAUAAACUUUCCCGCAGCUUGGCAUCAGCUUUCAAUAGCUGUUCUUGCACCUGGACAAGAUUUCACGUGUGUAUCACCACCGUCAUUCAAUACCAGCGCUUCUAUGCUGAAGGCAUGCAAGGUCCAGGUCAAUGAGAUGUUUUUAAGUCUACUAUCAUAUCUCAGGGUCGGCCGGAAAAUUCCUUUGAUGAUAGCGGUGGUUGUCCAAGCAGUAGCAGGAAUUAUAAGUGUCUUCAUGCCGAUGUAUGAAUUGUUUUUGUUCUUUAAAUUCAUUUCCGCCAUCGCCACUGGCGGUACUAUGCUCAUUAGUUUUGUCGUUGUUAUGGAAAUAGUUGGGAUAGAAUGGCGGUCAAGAAUUUCAAUCCUCUUCCACAUUCCAUUUCUACUAGGGUUUUUAUGCAUCCCACUAUUUUCAUACUUAACUGGCACAUGGGACGGUUACUGGCUGACAAUAUCAAUUCCUCCGUUCUUGCUGUUGAUUCCUGAGUCUCCAAGAUGGUUGUUAGCUGUCGGAAAAGUUAAACAGGCACGCAAAGUAUUAAUGAAAGCAGCUCAGAGAAACAAUAUUCCUGAAGAAAAAGUAACCGCUGCGAUAGAAGCUCAUGAAAAUUUAUUGAAUAGAGAUAGCACCAACGUAGUUGUUGAUGGUGAACAAAGAACCUACAACAUGAUUGAUUUAGUGCGUACACCUAACAUGAGGAUAAAAACGGUGUGCAUCGUUAUUAAUUGGCUUGUCUGUGGCCUGGGUUUCUUUGGUCUCGGACAUUAUCUUGGUCAUGUAGGAGGGAAUGUAUUGAGCAAUCUCGCUGUUUCAGCUGCGUUCCAACUGCCAGGAUUAUUACUUGUCUACAUACUAAUCCAACGAGUAUCACGAAUAAAAAUUCUAAUCACCUCAAACAUCGUAGGAGGAAUAAGUUUAUUGCUAAUCGUUCCACUUUACCAUUAUUACACAGUGAAACUGAUUUUAGUAACAAUCGGUAUCACCGCAAUGACUGUCAGCUUCCCAACAAUUUACUUGUACACUGGAGAACUGUUUCCAACAGUAGUAAGAAACAUUGGGUUUGGAGCUUCCAGUGUUGCCUCGAGAUUCGGCAGCAUCGUCGCGCCGUUUUUAAUUGUUGCUGGCGAUGAAAUACCCGGGUGGAUAAUUCCGGUAAUUUUCGGAAUUGGUCCAAUUAUCGGAGCUGGUCUUUGUUAUUUCUUGCCGGAGACAAUGGAUUGUAAGCUGCCAGAGACGAUUGAAGAUGAUGAAAAACCUUUGGAUCCUAUCCAGGAUGCAAUGGGCACCAUGGGACACUGGCAGAUAAUAAUAACAAUAGCAAUUUCGCUGAUAAAUUUUCCUGCCGCGUGGAAUCAACUCGCGAUUGCCGUAAUUGCACCUGGACAAAAUUUCACGUGUAUAUCUCCAUUGCCGAUUAAUCCAAAUGACUCGAUGCUAAAUACUUGCUUUGUCAAAGUAAAUGAAAAUUUACCAGAAGUUCAAUGCGAGAAAUUUUCUUAUGAUGACAGUGUUUUUAAAUCUACGAUCGUCAGUGAGUCAUGGAAAUUGUCGGCAUUGAAACGCGUUCAAAAAUCCUGACAAUGUUCCACAUCCCAUUUCUUCUUGGAUUUUUAAGUGUUCCAUUGAUUUCAUACCUAACAAGAACUUGGGACGGUUAUUGGUUGACAAUUUCUAUUCCUGCGUUUUCGCUAUUCUUCUACUAUUGGGUGAUACCCGAGUCUCCAAGAUGGCUUUUAACAGUAGGAAAGAUAAAAAAAGCGCAGUCAAUUUUGAUGAAAGCGGCCAAAAAGAACAAAAUACCAGAGCACAAAGUCUCUAUGGCGAUAAACGAUCACACAAAUUUACUGAAACAACACACCAACACUGAAAUUGAUGGUAAUGGAAACUCAAAAUCAUACAGUGUUAUUGAUUUGGUACGAACACCAAAUAUGAGGAUAAAAACACUGUGCAUCGUGUUCAAUUGGUUCAAAUGUGGCAUGGUGUUUUUUGGAAUUGAACAUUACCUUGGCCACGUCAGCAAAAAUGUUUUAAGUGAUCUUGCUAUUUCAGCGGCAUUCCAGUUCCCAGGACUUCUUCUUGUGUAUAUUUUGAUAUCCCGAGUAUCCCGUCUUAAAAUUCUGAUAUGCGCGAACGUUUUAUCAGGAAUAAGUCUGCUAUUGAUGGUCGCGUUUCAGGACAGCCCUACUAUAAAGUUAAUACUGGUUAUAAUCGGUAUUACUUGCAUGACUGUGAGCUUCCCAACAAUAUACUUGUACACUGGAGAAUUAUUUCCUACUGUAGUCAGAAAUAUUGGGUUUGGCGUUUGCAGUGUCGCUUCCAAACUUGGCAGUAUUGUCGCGCCAUUUUUCAUUGACAAUAUUACAAAGUUAUCUUUUUGGGUAGUUCCAGUAGUUUUUGGUAUGGGUCCAAUCCUGGGAGCUAUUCUCUGCUACUGGUUACCUGAAACAAUGGAUUGCAAAUUACCUGAGACUAUUGAAGACGGUGAAAAUUUCAAAAAGAAGAGUAAAAUUUGUCAAGACAAGUGUCCAAGUUAA
This is a messenger RNA of Cotesia congregata, 5318 nucleotides long. The record is from the annotation of a GenBank genome assembly. NCBI's taxonomy places the organism in Eukaryota, Metazoa, Arthropoda, Insecta, Hymenoptera, Braconidae.